AUGGCUGCCCCGGAUAACAAGCAGGGCUUUCUCUCCAAUCUAUCCCCAUGGCCUUCACGCGCCGGCACUCCCAAGCCCCCGGCGACAUCCAAGGCCGAGGGGAGUGCGGACAAGGCGAAGAAGGCUGAGCAGGAGAAGGAGAAGGAUAGAGCUGCGGCAGUACUUGCUCCCCAGCAAGGAGGGGAUCAUGUGAUUGAUCGGAGGUACAGGCUGAGUCUCAAGCGGUACCCCAAGGACUGUCCUCCGCUGGCCGUAAGGUGGUUUCAUGCUAUAGAUACGCCCAAGCGCAAACCCCUCUCGAAACAUGCCAUGGCCCCAGACACGGCCCUGCCCAAACCCAAGAAAUGGAUACCCUUCGGCGCCAGCGACUCUCGCGCCAUCGAGGCCGCCUUCCAGAAGACUGCCGACGAAGCCGAUGCCGACGAACUGCGAAAGGGCAUCAUCAGCCCUACGACGCCCACCCAAGCAAGCGCGACUCCUCCCAAAACCACAAAGGUGCCUGUCAACGAAGACUACCUGUUCGAUGUCGAGAUCGAGACACGCGAGCUGGCGCCAUCAUACUGGCUGGGUCCGGUAUACGAUGUGAAGCGAGGGACCUGGUUCACACCGGAUGGAGAGGCCGUCGAUGAAGGUCUAGCCAUGCAGCUCGAGGAAGGCUACCUGAAAGUCAAGCCAUGGAAGUUCGGGAAGCCGGAAGAGAAGCGAGCAGUAUCGCAACCCCGCGCUCGGCCGCUCUCCAUGGGCCCAAAUGCUGGCGAGGACCACCGCAAGGAGCUGGCCAGGCUGCAUCGCGAUUCGACAUCCAACCCAGUCACGCCCAAGUCGUCGUAUGAUAAUCUACAGAAAGAGGCUUCAAAACAGUCCAACGAUUCCAACCCCAGCGAUGCAUCUACAACCUCCAAUGCGCCCGCCGAUCUACCGCGCACACACCGACUGUUCGGCGCACAUCUGAACUCCACCGUUACCUAUCAAGACGAGACGACAGCCUGGAUGCUGACUGAUGACAUGUGGUCGCGCAUGGGCAGUACCCUGUAUCAGCGCUUCGCUGGAGGAGCACAUUAUGCUGGGUACAAAUACAUCCGAGGGUACACCGAUCCCAAAGAAAAGAAAAAACAACCGACCCCAGGGAAGGGCCCUCAAAGCGCAAAACAGGAAGAUCGACCGGCUACACCCGCCCUGGCAUAUGGCUCAGAUCACGGCAAGCAGUCGGACUCUGAUGCUGAUGGAGAAACUUCUGAACACGAGCGAAGCAUGUCGCCUUCCCAAACGCGUAGGCGCAAUCUCGAACGACAGGUCUCGUCACUGAUGACUUCCUCGAAACCAGAAUAUGAGCAACAACAAGAAGAGGAAAUGCGAAAGCGUGAGGAGAAAGAGAUGCGUGAAGACUACAAAACCCAGCAUGGCAGUGACCAAGACCGUGAUAUUGAGCAUCUGCUCCUAGUAACACAUGGCAUUGGACAACGUCUCGGAAUGCGAAUGGAGUCUAUCAACUUCAUCCACGACGUCAACACGUUGCGCAAGUCCCUCAAGUCUGUCUACUCAGCUUCGCCGGACCUGCAAGCCCUGAAUGCGGAAACGGACUCAGAGACAAAGAACAAUCGCAUACAAGUCAUCCCCAUCAUUUGGCGGCAUUUAUUGGACUUCCCUAAGCAAAGCUUGAAGCAUAACCGCAAAGAACACGACCUAGGCGAUCUCGACCACGAAGAUGAAGAGUAUCCUAAUCUCGAGGACAUAACCGUUGAAGGCGUUCCCGCUGUUCGCAAUUUUCUUACUGAUCUCGCGCUUGACAUCUUGCUGUAUCAAAGCCCCGCUUACAAGGGCCAUAUCUCUCGCAUCGUUCUAAACCGCACCUACCGCCUAUUCAAGGAGCGCAACCCAUCUUUCAAAGGCAAAGUGAGCUUAGUUGGGCACUCGCUCGGGUCUGCCAUCAUGUUCGAUAUCUUGUGCAUCCAAAAAGACCCAAAAGCCAAACCAAGCACACAAUCGGCCAAACAGCGAAGAUCUACCGAAGAAGGCCUGAAGCUGGACUUUGAGGUGGAGGACUUCUAUGCUCUUGGAUCGCCCAUUGGCCUGUUCCAGAUGCUCAAAGGACGUACCAUUGUUGGACGACCGCAAAAUUCUACCACUGGAUUCGUUCCACCAAAGACGCCUGCGACAUCGAUUGAUGACCCGUUCUCACAGGGUGGAGACGAGCAUGCGUUCGACAUUACGACUUCCUCGCCUCUCUGCAAACAGGUCUUCAACAUCUUCCAUCCGACCGACCCGAUCAGUUAUCGCAUCGAGCCGUUGAUAUCGCCAGCGAUGUCAGCCCUUAAGGCUCAGCCUCUACCUUAUACCAAAAAGGGCAUCUUCGGUGCGCCUGCAUCGCAAGGCUUUACUGGUAUUGGACAGCGCGUUGGCCAGGGUGUGACAGACUUUUGGACUUCUCUAGGGUCUGGUAUCGCCAGUGGACUACUCAACCGCAGUCUCGGCAUAUCAGGAACCGAGAUGACAGGCGCAGGCAGCAAUACACAAGGACAGCGCACCUCUCGACCCCUCACCGCCGCGGCACCCGCCCCAAAUAGCGCUGUCAAUCUCGUGCCAGGACUUAACGAGCCUACCAGUGCCUUCAUAAGCGAAGAGCGUCGCCGCCGCCUUGGACAAGAAACCAUUGCCGAGGGCACAGAUGGCGAACACCCUCCCACCCUCAUCGAAGGGGACAUAGAAACACUCUUUGCUGGUUUCCAAAAGCGAAGAGCGAGCCAACAAAGCGAAGACGGCGAGCGAGACGUAGAGAAGGAUCUCGAAUGGCAAGAGCUCGAAGAACGAAGUCGCAAACUUAAGAAGGAGGAAGCCAAAGUCCGGGCGCUGAACAGUAACGGUCGCGUGGAUUACAGUAUUCAAGAAGGCGCUUUUGACAUCUCGCUGCUGGCGAGCAUAGCGAGUCACAUGACAUAUUGGGCUGACGAAGAUGUUUCGCAUUUCAUGAUAUCGCAACUUUUGGCGAGGCAUCGUGUUUUUAAGCCGAAGGAGUGA
Alternaria metachromatica is the source of this 3015-nucleotide messenger RNA. RefSeq lists its product as uncharacterized. Gene Ontology annotation, molecular function: glycerophospholipase activity; metal ion binding. The transcript has 6 exons. The coding region runs from base 1 to 3015 and encodes 1004 amino acids. NCBI's taxonomy places the organism in Eukaryota, Fungi, Ascomycota, Dothideomycetes, Pleosporales, Pleosporaceae. Gene Ontology annotation, cellular component: cytoplasm. The record is from RefSeq and is a predicted model, not a curated record.